GUUUUUUUAAAAAUUUAUAUGGAACCUAUGACAAGGAACAGACAGGUUCCCAAGGCAAAGCUUAUUACAGCUUUUAAUAGUUGAACAACAUAUAUCUCACCUGCCAUCAUUCGUGUUUCACGCCGAGAGAACUCAUCACGAUGAAGAAGACCAUGGUGCUCUACCCCGGCCUCGCCGUCAGCCACUUCCUCCCCAUGAUGCAGCUCGCCGACGAGCUCUUGGGUCGCGGCUACGCCGUCGCCGUCGCGCUCAUCGACCCGGCCGCGCACCAGCAGGUCGCCUUCACGGCCACCGUCGACCGCGUCGUCUCGUCCAAGAAGCACGCCAUCCGCUUCCACGUGCUCCCACGGCCACGCGUCGAGCGCCUCCGGCGGCCGCCGCCGGCCACCACCACCGACCGCGGCGACUUCUCCCUCCUCGGGUACCUGGACCUCGUGAAGCGGCACAACCGGUGCCUCCACGGCUUCCUCGCCUCCAUGCCUCUCCGGGACGUGCACGCCCUCGUCGUGGACUCGCUGUCCGUCGACGCGCUCGACGUUGCCCAGGGGCUCGGCGUCCCCGGCUACGUCUUCCACCCGGGGAAUGCAGGUGCCUUCGCCAUCUUCCUCCAGCUUUCGUUGAUCCGUCGAGAGGGUCGGCCGAGCUUCAGGGAGCUGGGUGACACCCCUCUCGAGCUCCCUGGCCUCCCUUCCAUGCCGGCGUCUCACCUCUGGGACGAGCUGCUCGAGGACCCGGAGAGCGAGGUGUACAGUGCAAUCAUGGCGUUGGGCCGCAAGAACAGUCAGUACUGCAGCGGCAUCCUGGUGAACACGUUCGAGUCGCUGGAGCCGCGGGUGGCGAGCGCGCUCAGAGGCUCGCGCGGUGGCGGCGGCGGCGGCCCGGCGUUGCCGCCGCCGUUCUACUGCGUCGGGCCGCUGGUCGAGAAGCCCGGCGAGAGGGACGACGAGAGGCGCCACGAGUGCCUCGCGUGGCUCGACGGCCAACCCGACCGCAGCGUCGUGUUCCUCUGCUUCGGCAGCACAGGCUCCGCCAACCACUCCGCGGAGCAGCUCAGGGAGAUCGCCGUCGGCCUGGAGAGGUCCGGCCACCGGUUCCUGUGGGUGGUGCGCGCCCCCGUCUCCACCGUCGUCGGCGGCGGCGACCCAUACGACCCCCGCGCCGAGCCGGACCUCGACGCGCUCCUCCCGGCGGGGUUCCUGCACCGAACCAGCGGCCGCAGCGCCGUCGUGAAGCUGUGGGCGCCGCAGGUGGAGGUGCUCCGCCACCGCGCCACCGCCGCGUUCGUGACGCACUGCGGCUGGAACUCGGUGCUGGAGGGCGUCGCCGCGGGCGUGCCCAUGCUGUGCUGGCCGCUCCACGCGGAGCAGAGGAUGAACAAGGCCCUCAUGGUGGCGGAGGCGGAGAUGGGCGUCGCCGUGGAGAUGGCCGGGUGGCAGUGGGGCCUCGUCGCUGCCGAGGAGGUGGAGCGCAGGGUGAGGCAGGUGAUGGAGUCCGAGGCCGGCGGCGAGCUCAGGGCGCGGGUCGCGGCGCAGAAGGCGGCCGCGGCGGCGGCCUGGGCCGACGGCGGUGGCUCGUCGCGCGCGGCGUUCUCGGCGUUCCUCUCCGACGUGGACAAGCGGCAGCUCGCUAGGUAGGAACGACGUGUCGUUGCUGGACAAAGCUAAAUUUUCUAUACCAACAAGGCAACAACCGUGUAUCAGCCCAGACCAGUCGUCCACUGCAGAUGGCAAUAGCUAAAUACUAUGACACAAUGUAUCCGGAUCAAGCGGUCUAUACGAGGGACGAGAUUCAGUGAUAUUGCAUCGUGAUAUUUUCAGUAACAUUAUGUCACUGACAUGUGGUUCCCACGUAGGUCCAGACAUAUAUAGAGUCCACAUGUCAGAAUAUCACUGAAAAUAUCACAGGACAAUAUCACUGAAUCCGGAUAUCUAUGUGAGUGGUCCUAGGGGAAAUAAAAAAUCCGUCCACACUAGAUGUUUACCGUGAUGUGUUAGAAGGACAGUGUAAAUAAUAUUUUUUUGUCUUAUGAUUUAUCCAUAGUGGUAUGGUUAGCUUUUGUUAUUUAUUUACU
Messenger RNA from Oryza brachyantha (malo sina), 2071 nucleotides. Its product is annotated as UDP-glycosyltransferase 13-like. Lineage: Eukaryota; Viridiplantae; Streptophyta; Magnoliopsida; Poales; Poaceae. The record is from RefSeq and is a predicted model, not a curated record. Bases 141 to 1634 code for a protein of 497 amino acids. The transcript has 2 exons. Gene Ontology annotation, molecular function: UDP-glycosyltransferase activity.